AUGGAGUCUCAGGAGGACGGUGGUGCGCAGGAAUCGACGAAUACAGAUACCAGAGCCUAUUUAGACCGUACUGUUGUCCCAGUGUUAUUGAAAGGCCUAAACAUGAUAGCUAAAGAAAGACCACCAAACCCUAUUGAGGCGCUUGCAACAUUUUUGAUGCAGCAUAAAGAAGAAACAGAGAACGGGUAA
This is a messenger RNA of Heterobilharzia americana, 189 nucleotides long. The record is from the annotation of a GenBank genome assembly. NCBI's taxonomy places the organism in Eukaryota, Metazoa, Platyhelminthes, Trematoda, Strigeidida, Schistosomatidae.